AUGACUACAUGGUUUAUCAAAACAGAAGCUCUCUAUCUCAUUCCAAUCCAAGCAUUCCUUAUAGUGAUAUUUCUAGUGACGGAAUUUGUUGAUAUUUUUAUUAUAUUGGAUCGUGUCGUUCCAGAUGGAAUGAUCCUGACCAGCUAUUCAGGAAUUGAAGUUUUUGUGACAAUAUUUCUACCCAUUUGUUAUUCUAUUUUUCAAGAUGAAAAACCAAAAGCGAUCAUUUAUGACACUGAAUUGGAAAUGAUAUUAAGCAAUAAGGAAAGUUUUGAAAUCUUUUUGGAUCAUUGUCGAAGAAGUUUUUGUGCAGAAGGAGUUUUAUUUUACAAGGAUCUCGAAAAAUAUAAACAUUGUCAAAGCAAUACUCGAAGAAGAGACAUGGCUUUACAUAUUGUUCAAUGUUAUUUGAUUCAAGGAUCACCUCAAGAACUGAAUAUUGGAAAUAUUGAAUCGUUAAGAGAAGAAAUUUUAUUCGUCAUUCACACAAAUAACUAUGCAGUUCAAAUGUUACCUGAUAAAUUAUUCGAUGGUGUGAAGAGUGUGACAUUGAGUAAUCUUAUUGAUUCCUAUGAAAGAUUGAAGAGGCAAAAUCCAAAAAUUAAGAAACUCUCCAAUGAUUGGAAAGAGCAACAAGUAUUGAGCUCAUACAGCGCACGACCACAAUCACCAGUAACAGAAGGACCACCGUUGAUUAAUCAACUCUGA
Messenger RNA from Naegleria fowleri, 708 nucleotides. RefSeq lists its product as uncharacterized. The record is from RefSeq and is a predicted model, not a curated record. The transcript has a single exon. NCBI's taxonomy places the organism in Eukaryota, Heterolobosea, Eutetramitea, Acrasida, Naegleriidae. Bases 1 to 708 code for a protein of 235 amino acids.